Messenger RNA from Menidia menidia (Atlantic silverside), 1782 nucleotides. Lineage: Eukaryota; Metazoa; Chordata; Actinopteri; Atheriniformes; Atherinopsidae. The record is from the annotation of a GenBank genome assembly.
AUGUCUCAAAUGUUUGAGGCCUGUGGAUCUACGAUGAGAAACGGACAGGGGGGCUUCCAGGAGUUCUACCGGCUCCUGCAGACCAUCCACCACAUCCACGGGCUGGACGUGCUUUUGGGGUACGCCGAUAUCCACGGGGACCUGCUGCCCAUCAACAACGACGACAACUUCCACAAGGCCGUGUCCUCGGCCAACCCACUGCUCCGGAUCAUAAUCAGCAAGAAGGAGGAUGAACCCGUGGUGUUUGCCAAUAAUUCCCUCCAGAGGCGGAAGAAGGCAACGGGGCUCACCGUGCUGCUGCCCACCGCCUCGGGCUCCAUCAAGAACAAGGGAGGCCUCACCAUCAGCGAGCCCCUCAACUUCAGGCAGAUAUCCUCCAUCAUCGACGUGGACAUCCUACCGGAGACCCACCGGCGGGUGCGCCUGCACAAACACGGCACCAGAAAACCGCUGGGCUUCUACAUCCGUGACGGGGUUCCUGGGGUCUUCAUAUCCCGCCUGGUGCGAGGCGGACUCGCAGAAAGCACAGGACUUCUGGGCCUCAACGAUGAAAUCCUGGAGGUCAACGGCAUUGAUGUAGCGGGAAAAUCUUUGGAUCAGGUGACGGACAUGAUGGUGGCCAACAGCCACAACCUCAUCGUCACCGUGAAGCCGUCCAACCAGCGGAACAACGUCAUGCACCGCAGCAGCAAAAGCUCGAUGGGCCACUCGGGCUCCGUGGGCUCGGCCGGAUCCGCCGGCUCCGCCCUGUCCCACGACUCGCCGAGCCCGGCCUCCCAGAGCAACCCGCUCACCGCCAGGCGGAAGAAGGCGACGGGCCUCACCGUGCUGCUGCCCACCGCCUCGGGCUCCAUCAAGAACAAGGGAGGCCUCACCAUCAGCGAGCCCCUCAACUUCAGGCAGAUAUCCUCCAUCAUCGACGUGGACAUCCUACCGGAGACCCACCGGCGGGUGCGCCUGCACAAACACGGCACCAGAAAACCGCUGGGCUUCUACAUCCGCGACGGGGUUCCUGGGGUCUUCAUAUCCCGCCUGGUGCGAGGCGGACUGGCAGAGAGCACAGGACUUCUGGGCCUUAAUGAUGAAAUCCUGGAGGUCAACGGCAUUGAUGUAGCGGGAAAAUCUCUGGAUCAGGUGACGGACAUGAUGGUGGCCAACAGCCACAACCUCAUCGUCACCGUGAAGCCGUCCAACCAGCGGAACAACGUCAUGCACCGCAGCAGUAAAAGCUCGAUGGGCCACUCGGGCUCCGUGGGCUCGGCCGGAUCCGCCGGCUCCGCCCUGUCCCACGACUCGCCGAGCCCGGCCUCCCAGAGCAACCCGCUCACCGCCAGCGACCUCCCGCCGGCCUACAGCUGCCACCCGCCCCCGGGCGCCGACAGAGACUCGCCCACCAGGGGGCGCCACCUCCUCCCGCAGAGCCUGUCCAUGCCCAGCAGCAUGGCGGCCGCCGCCCACAACGGAAGCCCCGCCCACAACAGAAGCCCCGCCCACGCCGCCAUUGGUGGCAGCAGCAGCCAGGAGAACAUGCGGGAGGACGGCAACACCAUCACGCUCGACCUCCCGCCGGCCUACAGCUGCCACCCGCCCCCGGGCGCCGACAGAGACUCGCCCACCAGGGGGCGCCACCUCCUCCCGCAGAGCCUGUCCAUGCCCAGCAGCAUGGCGGCCGCCGCCCACAACGGAAGCCCCGCCCACAACAGAAGCCCCGCCCACGCCGCCAUUGGUGGCAGCAGCAGCCAGGAGAACAUGCGGGAGGACGGCAACACCAUCACGCUGUGA